This is a messenger RNA of Manis javanica (Malayan pangolin), 10135 nucleotides long. The record is from RefSeq and is a predicted model, not a curated record. NCBI's taxonomy places the organism in Eukaryota, Metazoa, Chordata, Mammalia, Pholidota, Manidae.
UCACAAUAUAGGUAGGUCAUGGGGAAGGCGGUACAACAUGGAGAAGAUGACAAACUGACAUUAAUUUCCAAACUUCUGGGUUUAAAAGACUAGAAAGCUGGCUUUCAGACUUGAUCUCCAGAAACAAGAUGUUUAUGUGAGGCUGAAGCCCCCAUUCAGGAUGAACAAUGGUUGUCAAGCAGGGUUCCCUGGGAGUGGUGACAAGAUUCUACUACCUCAGAGGAACCACUCAGGGGCCCCAUCCUGAAAUAUCUUGAUUUCAAAGAAAUCCCUGCUCUUUGAUAAAUCCUCAAGCCACAUUUUCUAUUAGACAAAAAGACUCCAAUGGAUAUAGCACUCCAAGCAUGGUAAAGACUUUCAUGUGAUUAGAAAUUUUGUCUCUUAAGGUGAUGACUUCCACCUGAUGGGGAGACAUACUAAAAGAGUUUCCCAAAACCUCACAAUCUGCCUAACAUAAUCCUGGGACACAAUACUAAGUGGGGAGCAAAGAGGCAAAACCCAGUUAAUUGAUCAAUAACACCUAUAUGGAGAUUUUGACUUGAGUUUGAAGUUUAGAGAAGGGUUUGAUUAGUAUUCAACUCGAUUCCUCCUCUUGGCAGCACAUCCUCUCUGGUCUCUAUUCCAAGAAUGGAUAAAUGAAAGAAACGACUCCGGUUUCACCUGGAAGCCCAGACAGGAGGUGAAGAAGGUAGAGGCUGAACAGAGCCAAACUCCCUGUCCCUCGCCUCUCCUUAGAUAGCUGUGAGCAGGGAGGAAGGCUGAAGGAGGUGGAGGGAAAAAAUGAAGGAAAUAGUUUUUGCAGCGCUGUCCUGGAAGAGAGAUGCGGAAGGAGAGUGGGAGGUUCCUAGUCAAGAGAAGGACACCCCUAUGCUUCUCUGAGCAGCAGGCGUCAGGAUCCAUGUCCUGCUCGUAUUUCUCUGCAGAGCUGCUCCGGGCACCAACACCAUGCGUCCCUGCCCAUGGAAAUACAUCACAGUUGCUGUGUCUUCAGUCAUCCUGAGCUUCCUCCUCCAAGAGGAUGAUGAAGAACAUCUUGAGUACAGUUCAUCAUUAGAGGAAAAGAAGAAAAUGCUGUGGCAGGUGGACCAGGAGAAAAUCAACUCUGAAAUCAAGAACCAUCUGGAGACCUUCAAGGAGAUGCAGAAAAACUCUCUACUCCAACAGGCCGAAUACACCUUCCUGGCUGGAGCCCUUACCCAGGAGAAGAGCGAGUGCAUGGCAGGGAGGCGGCGUCCUCCCGGGAGCCCCCUCUCGGACACCCUGCAGUCCCUGUUCCGAGCGUCGUCAGAGCAGGAGUUGAAGUCCGUCGUGGUGCUGGUCCACCUGGCAGGUCCUGACCCUGAAUGGCUCCGCCAGACGGUUGCCAAUAUCUCAGUCCUCUUCAAACCACAUACUGAGGCCCAGAGGCUGCUCGCGGUCCGGGGCCGUCUCGGGGGCCCUCCUCUCCCGGGAGAUCUGUGGCACCAACCACUCCUCAUCCUGCCAGCCUGGAAGGAGCUGCCUCGGAUGACCCUGGGGUUCUCCAGCCUGAGCUUCUCCAGGAAAGUCUCCCACACCACUGACCUCUCCCGCCCGGCUGCUUUGUUCCUCCUCUUCCGUAAGGACAUUCCAACUCCCUUGCUUCUCUCCGAAUCCCGUCUUCUCUUAGCCCGGAAUAUUCCGAUUCGGGUCACCUCCUCAGUCUUCUACCAUGUGAACGAUUAUUCUGUGCUUGAAGACACCUGCUCCCGUGGAGGCGGGGAACCCGACGACGCCACUGCCAGUGUCCUCACUGACAUGAGGACAGUAUCAGGUAUUAUCCCACGGAACGCUGAUGCCCUCAACGAGGAGCGCUGCUCUACCCUCGAUCCUCUAAGAGGCAACCGCCUGACGGUGACUUUGGAGAGGCCACAGAAAGUCAUCCGGGUGGAGGUGCUGACAGGCCCGGAGAAGCAAGGGCUGAACCGGCCGCGGCAGGGGCAGGUAGAGCUGGGCUGUGCUCCCGUAGAGAAUUCCAAAGGCUGUGCUCGCUGUAGCCUGCUAGGUCCACUGGUGGACGGAAAUUUGGACCAGAGGGUUUUUUGUGAAGAAGGUUCCAUGGAGGAGUUGAGUUGUAUACGACUGCUGGUGCUGGCAUCUCAAGGGUGUUGGGUCCUGAUCAGGCAGAUCAAAGUCUGGACUCAGGAGGAGUUAGGCUAGAGGAGAGUUAGAGGGCACAAUGGGAGGUCUGGAAGGACGGGCUUUGGGAAUGGUAUCGAUGUGAUUGACAAGAAGUAAAGCUAGAAAUCGACCAAGGCCUGCUCAUUCUGCAUAGGGUGACCAUGUAGUUUAUUGUCUAAACUGGGACAUUUUUGAGAAUGAAAGGAAACACUAUUAAAAAUUACAUUUGAACAGCAGAUGUAAACCAGGACUGACCCAGGCAAGCUAAGGUGUAUGGUCAUCCUAAUUCUGGCUUUUAUAGGCUACUUAAGAUAGAUGAUACAUUUGGAUGAAGGGCAGAGACAAGACAAUAUCCUUCUGGCUUCCAAGAGCCAGAGAAUGGGAAAGAGUCAUCACAAACUGCCUUGGUUUUUAUCAACCCACAAGUGUAACAUCCUACGAUGUUUCCCUGAAGGAGUCUCUACCCUAUUUACAUUUGCAACAGUCUUGAUAGUACCAUGAGCAUGGAGGUGGAACUGACUUUAGCUUGCAUCUAUACAUCUGUCUUAGUCUAUUUGGGCUGCAAUAGCAGAAUACCAUAGAUUGGGUGGCUUAUAAACAACAGAAACUUCUGUCUCACAGUUUUGGAGGCUGGGAAACCCAGGAUCAAGGUGCUGGCAGAUCCCGUGUCAGGUGAGAGCCCACUUCCUGGCUCGGAGAUGGCUGGCCAUCUUUUUCCAUGUCCUCAUAUGAUGAAGGGUUAUGGUAAGGGAGCUCUGAGGCUUCUGUCAUAAGUGCAAUUCAUCACCUUCCAGGGAAAUAUUUUACCUGGGAAAAAAAUGUUUGCUGUCGCCAGUACAUGAACAUUUAUUCUCCCAUUUCAUUAGAAAGACAAUAACAUCAAGGGACACCAGAUACACAACUAAAAGGGAACAAAAUUCCCAUAUCCCUCAUAAUUUGGAUUGACCAAUAAAGUAAGCAAAGAUUUUGGGCAGGAUUUCCAUUUAAAAAUUCCAGUGGGGAUUCAGUCAGCUGCUAGAAACCUUGUUGGCAUUGGCCUGAGGACUCUUCCUUAGCUUAUUACUUUGUUAUUGCCUUUAGUCAGAUGCUAUUUAUAUUUUGUUUGGCUUUUAUUGUUGUCCUCAAUAAGAAGAUUCAAAUUACCUAGAUUGCUAUUUCAAAGAACUUUUAUGUACAACUUGAAAAGGUGUUCAAGAUACACCAUUAAGUGAAAAAAAUAAAAACCUCUGGCUUCCAUACAAUAUAAAGAAAACUAUUAAUUCAGGGGAAAAAAAUCCAUGCAUUUCCAUUCAGUUUAAUUGCAGGAAGAAACUACAGAAGAUUCUGUUAUUGGCAGUUUGACCUAUGAAAACUCUCCUGAUUAAAACAACUGAAUACACUAUAAGUACAUACUGUUUAAAAACUGUUUUUGAGUGUAUCGAUGAAAUAAAAAGAAUGUAAGAAAUUCUCACAGACCAAAAAAUUAAACAAAAGUAGGGAUCCAGAUAGGUAAAUAAGGACUUAAGCUGGCUUUUGCCCUGAGAAAAUUAACCAAAUGACUAGGACACUGAGCUCCAUAAUCAGCAGCGGGACAGGAUGCAUAGAACUAUAGAAAAGGUCAGGGAUUACCUAAAAUUUCAAGUAUAGUGGGAGACUACCAUGUAAAGCUGCAGCACCAUAGGGCUGCACAUUCAUCACAGAGAGCUGGAAAGAAACACAUGCCACAAAGGUAUAAAAAAAGACAGAAAUGGAUUUACCUAUCUCAUCUUGGCACUGCUGCAGGGGAAAAAUAAUCUCCAAUAUUCCUAAACAGAAGCUUCCCUUUAUGUGGAUAUGCAGCCACCCAAACUAACAUCACCAGAUGCUCCCCAAAACCUCCAGCCAAGAUUAUACUUUAAAUAGGUCACAACUCAAGUUGGUAGUGCCCUCGAAGAUGCCUGGAAAAGGCAUAUGUUAAUCUUUUAGAUGAUGUUAGAAUGCAGAGAAUUCUCACAAAGUCCUAAAAAAUGUAAGCACACAAUAAAAAAAAUCACAAAACACACAAGGAAGUAAGUCACCAUAAUGAGAACCAGAAGAUAAAAAAAAACAGAAUCAGAGUGAAAGGACAUCAUAUAUUGGAAAUAUCAUACAGAAUAAAAAAUAACUUUAAUGUGGUUUUUAAAUUUAAAAGUUAGCUUUGAAAAUGCGAAUAAGGAAUAAAUUUCUAUAAAAAGGACCAAGAAUAUUUGAAAAUAGAAGUUCUAAACAGAAAAGCAAUAAUUGAAAUUUAAAACCCAAGGGAUAGGGGCUCUCUUGUCCCCUCCUGGCGUGAGCCCGGAGCUCUUUUCUCUCAUUUUAUUUAUAAAUAAAAGCCUCUCCCUGGAAAAAAAAAAAACCCAAGGGAUAAGUUAAAAAUCUGAUUAGGCACAAUAAUAUAGAAAAUUCAUGAGCUGAAGGAUAGAAUUGAAGAUAUUAUCCAUAAUACAACACAAGUUAAAGAGAUGAAAAAAUAUGAGAGAGGAUUUAAGAGGUUUAGGAGACUGUGAAGGACAAACAUAAUUCCAAUCUGGGUUCAAAAAAAAAUGAGAAGUUAAUUUUAUUUUAUAUAGCAAUUGGUAUGUAUAUAUGUGUGUGUGUAUAUCCCCCACUCCCUAUCUUCUAUACAUAACUGUAUAGAGAGGGGAUGUUAAUCAGAGUUAAAGAAUUCUAAGGGAAUUAUAUUAACUUUAAAUAGUAAAUCAAAAUAUUCAUGUUAAAUUUUUUUAGGAUAACUCCAAAGGCUAGAAAUAGUAUUUUAUGCUAAAGCUAGAGAAGGAAAUAUAAUGAGAAAGAAAAGAAAAACUCAACCAAUUCGCCCAAAAGGCAAUAAGGAAGGGGGGAACAUCGAAGAUACUUGAUGUAAUAAUGUAAAUAAAUUUGUAAAUACAAAUACUACCUAAUAAACAAAAAUGAAUUAAAUUCAUUAGGUAAAAAAGAUUGUCUUGGUUAGAAAAAAAUACAGAUUUUCCUAUUUAUAAGAGGCUCACUUGAAACCUAAUAACACAGAAAAGCUGGAAGUAACAAUAUGAAAAAACAUAUAUACCUGGCUAAGACAACUAAAAUAAGUGAUAUUGCAAAAGAUAUACUUCAAGGUUAAAAACAAAUGCAUUUGCCAGAGAUAAAGAAGAUCAUGACGUAUCUCAGGGAUUGUUUGAUGGAAGAUGCAACUUACCAAGGGGACAGAACAAUGUAUAUAACUACAGACUUUGCCUCAAAGACACAAAGUUAGUAUUGACAGAAUCCCAAGGAGAAAUUGAUAAAUCUACCAUCAUAAGAUUUUAGCACGUAUCUCAGUAACUGAUAGAUAUAGAAUUUAAAAAAUUAGUAAGGUUUGAAUAUAAUGAACAAAUAUGAUCCAAUGGACAUAUAUAAAAUGUUGCAUCCUUGGUACUUUUUAAAAGGCAUACAUGGAACAUUCAUGAAAAUUGAGUAUGUAGUAUCUCAACAAAUUUCAAAGAAUUGAAGUGACCUGCUGAGUUCACUGACAACAAUACAAUUAGGCUCUUACCUAUCUGGUUUCUAAAUUAAUGACAAAAAGAUUUAAAAUCUUUGUUUUUGGAAAUAAAUGCACAUAUUUCUAAAUCAUUCUUAAGUUAAAGAAAAAGCAUUAAUGGGAAUCAGAAAAUAUUUACAACUGAACCAUAAUGGGGUUACUAAUAUGAAAACUUAGGUCAUGCAAUUCAUCCUGUUCUUAAAGGAAAUUUAUGGUUUUAAAUGAAAAUAAGUAAGACUAACAAACUAGAAAAUAGAUAAGGGUAAAAAUUAACAAAUAAAGCAUCUGUCAUAAGGAUUUUGUAAGAUAGUAGAGUCUAAAAAUCAGUGAAAGUAUAGGGAAGGAAAUAUUCAAUAUAGGAACAAAUUUAAUGGCACAUCAAGAAACAUCAUAAAAGAACAAAAAGGCAAGUUGCGGAGUGGGAAAGGAGUAGGUGUGAAACAGAUGAUGGACAAAAGAUGUCUGUCCAGAAAUAUAAAAAGAUGUUACAAAUCAGUAAGCAAAAGCCAGACAACCUAAUGGCUGAAAAAUUUCAACAAAGAACUUCAAAGAGGAAAUGCGUCAAAAGGAGCUCAUCUCAUUUCUCCUCAGGGAGCUGCAAAAAAAAAUUAAAAUGCCUAAAAAUAAAAAGGCUGACAGUACCACGUGUUGGACAAGAUGUAGAGCAAGGGUUGGUAAGCCAUGGCCCGUGGCCCAAACACAGCCCACCAACUGUCUUUGCAAAUCACGUUGUGUCGGAGCGCAGCCACACUCACUUGUUCACGUGUGCCUCCCACUGCUUCCAUGCUCCAAGCACCAGCAUGGGUAGUGGUGACAGAAGCUGUAUAGCUCACAAAGUCUAAAUAUUUACUGUCUGCCCCUUUACAGAGAAUAUUUGUCAGCCUGCAAUGUAGAGAAAUAAGAAUUCUCGUCACUGCUGGUGGUAUGCAAACCAACAGAAAGCAGCUGAGAAAACUGAUGGAGCAAUUCCACUCUGAGGUAUAUGCCCAACAGAAAUACAAGCACAUGUGCAGGAAAAGACAUGCACAAUAAUAUAUAUAGGAGCAUUAUUUGUAAUAGCCACAAAUUAAAAACCCAAACAUCAAUGGUAGAACGGGUAAACGAAUUUGUUCUAGCCAUACAGGGGAAUACUGCUGACCAACAAUGAAAAUGAAAAGCUACUGCUAUCACAACAUGGAAAAAUCUCACAUGCAUAAAUCAAAAUAAGCUGGAUACAAAAGAAUCCAUACUACCUGAUCCCAUUUAUAUAAGUUCCUAAACAGACAACACUACUUUGUGGUGUUAGAAGUCUGGAUCGUGGUUACCUCUGAGAGGUAGUGCAGGGAGUGAGAACAGAGGUGUCUGAGGGGCUGGGAACAUUCUAAGGAGAAUAUGAGUGAGUGUUCACUUGGUGAAAAAUCAUUGUUAUGUUUCUGGUUGCAUAUAAGGGGUAAAAAUCUGAUUGGAUUGAGUUUAAGAGGACUGGAAAGGGAGAAAUUGGAAGCAGAAAAGCUGAAAACAACUCCCUGGAAGAGUUUUGCUAUAAAGGAAGAAAAAAAAAAGAAAGAGAAGGUAGCUGGCUGAGGAAAUGGGAUCAAGAGAAGUCUUCUUUCCUUUUUAAAAAUGCUGAUGGUAUUAACACAACAGAUAGUGAAAAGUUGAUGAUAUAGAAGAUAGAAAGGAGAAUUACUAGAACCGUAUCUUGGUGGAUUUUAGAUUAACAAAUGGUAGCAGGUGGGGAAGGAGGUCAUAUGGGUACAGAAGCUGGUGGGUGGGUAGAUGUGGUGGAGGUCAUCUUUAGAGUUCUCUUCUGCUUGUUUCAAUUCCUCAGUGAAAAAAAGAAACAUUCAUCAACUGAGAGAGAAGAUGGAGGAAGAAGUAUUGAGGUUCAGAGGACAGAGAGGGUGGAAGAUAUUCAUGAAAAUAAAGGAGAGAAUGGACUAGGGAGGCACCACAGGCAACAUUAUGGGCUCAGUCAGGGUUCAUAGUCAUGAAUUCAAAGUGACACUAAUGAGCAUGGCUGUGUGUGUCUCCCAGCCAUGACCACUGAAAAGGGGUGGCUCAGAAUAGGGAAAGAAAAUUGACCAUUGGAUUGAAACCAUUGGUGAUGGAUUUGCCAAGUUUGUACAAUGAAUUGAGAGGCAAAGAGAAUGCAAAUAUAUACAAGGCAGUGACUGUGGGGAUGGCCCUUUGAUUCAGUCUGUGUAAGCCUGGAGAAUGACAUCACGGUAUUGCAGUGUCAUGAAAGGGGGAAGCAGUUCAAUGUGCGCAUCAGGACACAGAGUCAGUGACAUCAAAGACACGAGGGGCCCAGAUUACCUGCCAUGUUUGUCAGCAGCCUCACCCAAGUCCCAGGGGAAGUCUCCUUCCUGAACACAAUCCAGCAGCUAUGGAACUCCAGAUAACACAAAAAGAAAAACAAAAUAAAACCGGGCAAAGCAAUCCUGAGGUUCCAUAGGAGCCUUUCUCAAUGUCAUUGGCAUUUUCAAGAGUGAUCAUGUCAUUUGUAAAUAUCAUUGACCUUAAGAAUGAGGAUUUAAAAGCAGAGUGUAUGAAUUCAAAACACAGCUCUGCCUCUUAGAUAAGUUAUUUUGACCCCCUCUGGGCUUCAUGUUCUUAUUUCUGCUAUGGUGGGGGGGGGGGCAAUGGCUUGUAUUCAUGGUGUUGUGGAGAUUAAAUGAGUCAAUUUAUGAAGGACACUUAAAACAGUAAUGAGCAUGAACCAAGAGUUUAUUUUGCAACUACUGUCAUUAUUAUGAUUUUCACAUAAUUAUUUAAAAGAAACUACCAAUUCUUUUUCAAGAAUACAAUCUAACCACCAAUCUACCAGCUGAUUUGCCACUUCUCCCUCUACUAGCCAUUCCAAACCCUACUCACUCCCCUGCAAUACUAUUUUUUCAUUAUUCUUUGACAAAUUACAAUGUUCAAAGGGGAAUGAAGAAUUUGGACUUGAUUCAUACCAUGGUCCUUAGCAAAGAAUGAUCUAGGCACAGUGCCACUCAGUGAGAGGUAGCAGGCAAGAAAACAAAGAUUACAGAAACAACUGAGAAAAGAGGAAAGAAAGGAAGAAAUGAGUGACCUCAGUAGUUUCCAGGAAUCUUUCUGUGUCCGUGAAAAAUCUGGCCCCUCACUUCCAACCUCUACCAUCCCACGAAAGACACACCGGAAGUACAGCUGACGCUGAAACACAGGCACAGUGUUCGCAGCGGACCCUGGGGACUAUUUUACAUAACAGAGUAACAGAGACCAGAACUAAGGCAGAAAUGGAACGAUGACAAAGUGUUCGGUUUUGCUUCCCUGGUUCCAUUUCUCUCUCUGUCUCCCUCUAUCUCUAUCUCUCUCUCUCUUUCCCUCUCUCCAGGAGUGACUUUGCCCCCCAGGGGACAUUUGGCAAUGUCUGGAGAUAUUUUGGGUUGUCACAGCCGGAGGAUGCUACUGACAUCUAGUGCAAAGAGGCUGGGGAUGUUGUAAGCAAACAGGUAGGACACCUCCCGACAAUGAAUUAUGCUGCCCAAAACGUCAAUAGUAUGAAAGCGGAGAUACUUAGCUCUUCGGUGAACGAGCAGCGGCAUUUGUGACAGAAUGACACUACUGUUAAGCAAUUUUUAAAAAGCAGAAAGUGUCAAAAUUACAUAAGGAGAGAAUGGAUUUAUCAAACAGCAGAUGGAUCCAAAAAAAUUCUUUCCUCCACAAAAGGCAGAGCCACUAGAUCAAUACGGUAGUUGUGGUGUGCGUAAAAUGUGUCUAGAAAAAUGUCUAUAAAGAACAGGAUUUAUGAGUGUGAAGUCUUAAAGAACUACUAGGAUUUCUUUAACUUCUUAAAAUUUCUUUAUGUUUGGAUUUUUGUUUUGUGUCAAAUACAAGGUUUUACUUGGGAUGUGUAAUGUAAAGACAACCUGAAUCCUGAUGGGAUUCUAUCUAUACUUUUUAAGUCUAUAAACGUCUCUCUUAACCCCUCCUCUCCAAUCACAAUCUUGCCCUACGAAACUUCUCUUGUCAAGAUUUCUAAUGACCUCCUGGCUGCUUAUUUUGAGAUUUGUCAUUCUUCCUUAAUCUGUUAAUGUGGAGAAUUCUAUAUAGAAAGGUCAUAGCUUUGCAUUCCUGAGAUAAUCUCAACAUGUUAUGUUUGGUUGGGCUUUUAAAAAUAAUUGUUGGACAUGAUCUGCUGAUAUUUUAUUUAAGAAUUUUAAUCUAUGUUUACAGAGAUGGGGCAAUAAUUUUCAUUUCUUGUGCUAUAAUCACAGGACAAUAUAAGUCUCCAUAUAUUUACUGAGCACCCAAUGUAUGAAAGCACUUUGUGAGGUGCUGGUAAUAUGUCAGCCCCUAACCCACAGAGCUCACAACUUAGCCAGGAAGCCGAAAAUAACAGACUAUAAAAUGGCUCAGACACAACCAUUGUAGUGGGAGCUAAGGAAAUGAAGUACAGAGUCAGGAUGUCUAAUGAGACUGGAUUACUGGGGAUAGAGGGGCUGAAAAAAGUUGCCCUGAAAAACUGAUGCUUUUGUUCUGCUCUAUAUUGGUUUUCUA